AAUCAGCCGAUCAGCGGCGAGAAAAGUUGCAGACAACUAUGGCGGCGCAAACAGCUGUGCGAAAUGUGGGUCGCCUGUCACCUCAAAAAACGGCGAUAUUCCUCUGCGACAUGCAAGAGAAGUUCCGCAAGACCAUACAGUACUUUCCGCAGAUUGUGGCCGUCUCUCAACGGCUACUGAAAGCCGGGCGCGCGCUUGACAUGACUGUCAUCGUCACCGAACAAUAUCCGAAAGGUCUGGGCAACACCGUUCCGGAGCUGGGCCUUGCCGAAUUCCCAGACAUCAAGCCAAUCGAGAAGACCCAGUUCUCCAUGAUGACCGCCGAAGUAACCCAGACGAUGCAGGAGAAAGGGCUCGACUCGGUUGUGCUGUGCGGCAUAGAGGCGCACGUCUGUGUCCAGAACACAGCCCUGGCAUUGCUAGAGCGGGGCUUCAAUGUACACAUCGCUGUUGAUGCCUGCUCUUCGCGCACGAUGGUCGACAGAUUCUUUGGCUUUGAACGGAUGAAAGCGAGUGGAGCUUGGUUGACCACAAGUGAGAGCGUCAUCCUGAGCUUGCUUGGCGGCUCGGCACACCCAAAGUUCAAGGAAGUCCAGAAGCUCAUCAUGGAGUCUGCUCCCGACAGUGGCCUGCUUGGAUUUGCUCAGAAGCAGACGAGUACCUUAUAGGAACCACUUGACAUGUUAUUAAUUUUUUACUGCCUAUAUUCUCCACUGCAUUUAUAAAAGCCAGAAAUAUGGAUCAUUCUAUAAUGAUCAUUCUUUAAUGAUAGUAUACUAGCACAGUUUUCUUGUUUUACUUAGCCAAUGUUAGAAUUGGAAGCACGAGUGGAUGUUUUUGGUAUUUUUCCAUCGAGAAAAUGGGCGGCUACAUGCAUAAAUGUUGGAAUUGGUAACAUGCUUGCAACAACAUCUCCAUGUUGAGAAAGAACAUGCUUGUUUGAGGAAACACCAAUCACCUUUACCAACAUUGAUGCGGUGUUGAUGUGAACAGCUAUGUAAAUUUCAUUAGUAGUUUUUGCUCUUUGCUGGGCGCUAGACGAUACGCACGAGAUGUCCCCGAGAAAUAAAAAUGUAAGCCACGACAGUCUAUUUUGCUGCAUGCUACUGAUUCCUAAACCAAACAAAGGUGCCAUUGGUGAUCCAUGUAAUGAAGUAUUAAAUCGGCAAAUAAAAACGAAAAUGUCUGUCACAUUCAUUUUUGUCUGUUUUAUGAAAUGUGCAGUUUGGACUGGCUUAGACCUAGAGCCACAUUCAUAAUUUUGAGGGCCUUUUGUACCCAACGUGUUGUUCAACAACUUGCUUGUGUACGUUGAAAUGAGCAAUAAAGCUUGAAUAUUUCGCACAAUA
Dermacentor silvarum is the source of this 1349-nucleotide messenger RNA. RefSeq names its product isochorismatase domain-containing protein 2. The transcript has 3 exons. Lineage: Eukaryota; Metazoa; Arthropoda; Arachnida; Ixodida; Ixodidae. Bases 39 to 668 code for a protein of 209 amino acids. The record is from RefSeq and is a predicted model, not a curated record. Gene Ontology annotation, cellular component: cytoplasm.